AUGACCAAAGAGACCACUCCCCCUCCCACCACCACCACAACCACCACAACCACAACCGCACCAACCCACGAACCACCGUCACAACCCGCCUCUCCCCUCGCCAAACGAACAAAACCCAACACCGACGACAACGACAACAUGUCUACUCCCGCCGUCACCUCCAUCUCCACACCCCUCCCACCCCUCUUCGUCAAGAAACUCACCGAAACCGCCCUACCACCGACCCGCGGAUCCGCGUUCGCAGCGGGAUACGACCUCUACAGCGCGAAGGAGACUGUGAUCCCCGCGAAGGGGAAGGCGCUGGUUGAUACGGGGCUUGCAAUUGCUGUACCGGAGGGAUGCUAUGGCCGCGUGGCACCGCGGAGUGGACUUGCUUCGAAGCACUUUAUUGAUACCGGGGCUGGUGUUAUUGAUGCUGAUUAUCGGGGUGAGGUGAAGGUGUUGUUGUUUAACUUUUCUGAGGUGGAUUUUGCGGUUAAGCAGGGGGAGAGGGUUGCGCAACUUGUUUUGGAGAGGAUUUACACCCCUGAGGUUACGGUCGUUGAGGAAUUGGAAGAGAGUGUUCGUGGUGCAGGUGGUUUCGGAAGCACUGGUGCUUAAUUUGUUUGA
Molecule: messenger RNA, 609 nt
Organism: Aspergillus glaucus CBS 516.65
Lineage: Eukaryota; Fungi; Ascomycota; Eurotiomycetes; Eurotiales; Aspergillaceae
Exons: 3
Coding region: 1-600 (199 amino acids)
Biological process (GO): dUTP catabolic process; dUMP biosynthetic process
Molecular function (GO): dUTP diphosphatase activity; magnesium ion binding
Source: RefSeq, a predicted model, not a curated record